Brienomyrus brachyistius is the source of this 2185-nucleotide messenger RNA. It is a transcript of the gene tmem51b, whose product is annotated as transmembrane protein 51b. The transcript has 3 exons. The coding region runs from base 380 to 1159 and encodes 259 amino acids. The record is from RefSeq and is a predicted model, not a curated record. Lineage: Eukaryota; Metazoa; Chordata; Actinopteri; Osteoglossiformes; Mormyridae.
CAUUUCUAAAUGCCAUGAAACGAUGACUAUGUGGGUGGUGUGGCAGGAAGCCGACCCGAUCCCUCUUAAUCACUCUGCGCUUUCCCUGCGUACUUUGCGCAUUCUGCGCACGCCGAGUCCGAGGGAAACCGGUUGUCACGUCGCCUUUUGCCAUUUGUAUGGCAGUCGGGAAAAGUUCCCGGCGUACAGCAUUACAGGCUGAUUACACGAGUAAAAGCCGAGAAACCGGCGGCGUUAGUUGAUCCACAGAUAAGGGGCAGAAUCGUACAACAUCAGAUGGUAUUUGUGCGUUAAAAACGGGGGCUGUAUUGGGAGGAGACACUUCGAAGGAGACUUGCAACUGCGGAUCUGUAAAGACAGGGGGUGUGGUCCAUAGCCCAUGGUCCGGACGGGCCCUGGGGAGGGAACGUCCUAUAGGGGGCGUAACCACCCUCCACACCACUCCGUUGGUGGCCACAGCUCUGGCUCCCAGUAUGCACUCUGCACUCUGGGAGUGGGCCUCGUCGCCCUGGGUGUGGUCAUGAUCGUGUGGACUGUGGUGCCCACAGAGCCUGUCUACAAUGUAUCAACCAUCAAGCCCUUGGAUGGCAGCCAGGACUCACGAGGGAAGACCUCAUCCAUAGCCUUCGUGUUGCUGGCCGUGGGUCUAGCCAUGUUGCUUCUCGCCAUCUGUCUAGCUCUGAGGAACAAGCGGCGCCAGAGGGUCCGGGAUCCUCAUGAGACAAACUCCCGCUUCCUGAGCCCAACUGAGGGAGCAGCAGAUGCGAUGGAGGAGGCCCCGAGCUACGACGUGCCCAGUUAUGAGGAGGCUGUGGGCAGCGGGCAGUACCCAGUACGGCAGAGCAACCUCCGAAUGAGCUCCUCCCAACUGCCGUCCUAUGAGGACCUAGUGGCGGCCGUCCAGAAUGAGCCCAUGCUCCAGGAGGCCCCUGUCCCAGCCCCUGUCCCAGCCCCAGCCCCCACCCCCGUCCCUGCCGCAGCUCGCCGCAGUAGCCGUUCCAGCCGGCUCCUGCGCCCCCUACUGGCUCGGCGGAUCAAGUCUGAGAAACUAAGCCGAGAAAUGCACCUCGACAUCCAGUGCUUACCGCCGGGGGGGCAGGGGACCAUCGAGCCUCUGACCCCCCCUCCACAGUAUGAGGAGAAGAUGCCCGAGCUUUGAGAGGCCUCGAUCGGCCCUCCUUCCCCGUAUAAGCAGACACCAUCCUAGAGGGAGGAGCCAACCCUGACAUGCAGGAUGCUCUGAUGAUCUCUGGGACACCAGUGGCAGAUCCCAGCAAAAUCAUUUCAGAUGACAGAAAGAACUGAACAAGACCGGACUGAGCUUCUCAAACAGAUAGUGCCAUGGCUUCCCCAGUUGGUCACAUCUCUUCAUGUUAUAAGAUGCUGUGAAGCGGCUUCUUGCCGCCGCUCGUGCUUAACGUUACAGGUGCCUGCGAACCCCAGGAGAGGGCGAUCUGGUGGACCGAAGUCUCCAGUGUGCCGUUUGAGCCAGCGUCCAGCCGACUGCUGUCCUCUUCGUGUUCUCAGGAUAACUGAUUGGCGUUAUGACUCGUCCGCUUUUCCCUGACAUCGUGGGAGCUGGAUCGCGGGGAGGCUGGCAGGGAGACACGGAGCAGCGGGUUGUGGGUUUGGGGGUUAACGGCAGGGACCUGCUUUCUCACAGACCCAGGGAUGGUGGCACUGCUGAGAAAGAGGACUGUGGCGUAUGCUGUGUCUGCGUGGCCGUGAUCCGAACACCAGCUUCGGACCAGGGUCAUGCAGCCCGGUGUCCUCACCAUGAGAACCACACUCCACUGUCAGUAUAAAAUAAAAUAAAAAUUGUGGGUGCUUCUACUGAUGUUGAUAUCUCACUUUGGAAAAUGUUAAGCUCAAUCUGGCUAAUAUUAUGUUGUCUUAAUGUUCAGAACCACAGCAGGUUGUUCAGCAUGAGGCGUAGAUUUUAAGUGUGAGUGUAAUUGUGCAUGCUCUGGUUAAGGUACUUAGACAGUAUGUUGUGAUAUAUCUCUACAGUGAAUCGCCUUGGAUAACUUGUAUUAAUCCUGGAACUUGUCAGAUUUUUUUCUAUGGCUAGGGUGUACAGCAAAUUUGAUUAAUGAUGCAAAUCGCUAAGCAACUUAUGUAUUUAUUUUCUAGAAACUGUUUGUUUAUUAAAAAAAGAUUUCUCUGGAAUAAAAGGAGAAUAGAG